Messenger RNA from Polyodon spathula (Mississippi paddlefish), 1970 nucleotides. RefSeq names its product protein lifeguard 3-like. Bases 166 to 1230 code for a protein of 354 amino acids. The transcript has 14 exons. Gene Ontology annotation, cellular component: Golgi apparatus; membrane; endoplasmic reticulum. Lineage: Eukaryota; Metazoa; Chordata; Actinopteri; Acipenseriformes; Polyodontidae. The record is from RefSeq and is a predicted model, not a curated record. Gene Ontology annotation, biological process: negative regulation of apoptotic signaling pathway.
AUUACAUUACAUUAAUUCCAAUAGAAAUCUUGAAAGACUUACUUGGGAAAGGGUUUAUUAGAAGUACUCACUUCAUGUUCCUGAACCAAGUGGAUAGAAAUAUUGCAACUUAAAGGAAAGAAAUGUAAAAAACGAGCCAAGGAGUUGAGGGAAAAGCUUGUCCCCAUGUCAAGGCCGGAUAUACCCCCAGGCUAUGAGGAUGCAAAUAAUCCUCUAUACCCUCCCCACUCUGGGGGGUAUCCUCACCCAUCACCAUAUGGUGGCUUCCCAGCUUCUAGAGGAUACCCACAGCCAGGGGGGUACCCACAGCCAGGGGGGUACCCACAGCCAGGGGCGUACCCACAGCCAGGGGCGUACCCACAGCCAGGGCCCUACUCCCAGCCUGGAAUGUUUCCUCAGCCAGGAAUGCAGCUCAAUCCCAACAAUCCGGCUGGAAUGCCCCCCAUGAUGCCCCCCAUGAUGCCCCCGAUGAUGCCACCAACUGCCCCCCUAAACGGAGAUGGUAACAGAACAUAUGAUCAACAUGGUGAUAAUACUGAAGGGUUCACUGCAAGCAACUGGAAUGAUAAGAAUGUUCGGCAUGCUUUCAUCCGGAAGGUAUAUCUCAUCCUGGCAGCUCAGCUACUUGUUACAGUGGCAAUUGUGGCCAUCUUCACAUUUUGUCACCCAGUGAAGUCAUUUGUCCGCUCAUAUCCAGCUGUGUAUUGGGUGUCUUAUGGGAUUUUCUUUGUAACCUACAUGGUGUUAUCUUGCUGUGAAGGGCCAAGGAGACGUUUCCCUUGGAAUGUAAUUUUACUGGCAGUAUUUACCCUGGCUAUGUCCUACAUGACUGGAACAAUUUCAAGUUACUAUGACACAAAGGCUGUGUUUCUGGCCCUUGGCAUGACUGCAAUUGUCUGCAUCAUUGUUACUGUCUUCUGUUUUCAAACUAAGGUGGAUUUCACAUCAUGCGGAGGCCUGUUCUCUGUCCUUGGGAUUGUUCUCUUUGUCACCGGCAUCAUCACUACUAUCGUACUGUCAUUUAAAUAUAUUCCAUGGCUUCAUAUGUUAUUUGCAGCCCUUGCAGCUAUUAUAUUUACUCUGUUCUUGGCCUAUGACACACAGCUGAUCCUGGGCAAUAAGAAGCAUGCAAUCAGCCCCGAGGAAUAUGUUUAUGGAGCUCUCCGAUUAUACACUGACAUCAUCAACAUUUUCACAAACCUACUGCAACUCAUUGGGGCAAUUAAAUAGGAUUGCUGCAGUGUCCAGAUUGUGGACUACAGCAAUGAUGCUAUAUGUUAACUGCUUUGAUCAAAAAUUUUACCCUAUUGCAGUAGCGUGUGUACCAGUAUAUUACAUAUAUUUGUGUGGAUAAGGUGUAUUUUAUGUUUGUACGUUUUUCAUUAAUACCUACAUCACCUCUUUUGGUAAUGUUAUAUUUAAAGUUUCAAUCUCAAAACCCUUUUCAAGGUUAACUGAACUCAUUGUUCCCUACAAAUAUGCAAAAAAUGAACUAGUUUACUGGAUUAUGUCUGAUUAGCAUUGUGAGUGGAUUACUGUAUAUGAUUUGUUAUGGCUUACUAACAAUGUUUGAAUGUAAAACCAAAUGGAAUUUCAUGAUAUGAAAACAUGCAUAAAAAAGGGUUGCAGUUUUUAAUCAAAAUGUCAGUCUUUGGAGUGUUCAGUUGAUUUUGUUGAAUUAGUUUAAAUGUAGUAUAUUCUAGAGUACUGCUGCCAUGUACAAAGCAGGCACCAUUUAGUUUAUUUACCAUGUAUAUAUCUAGUACUUUUCCAAUAUAAUUAAACUUAACUGAUUGUAACAACAUCACUAUGACGUUUUUGUAAGUGGAAAAUACACUUAUGUUACUGUACUAAGCUGGACCAGUCAUCAUAGGAUUGUCCAAGUAUGUUUGUUUACAGGAUGUUAAAAGUGCUAAAAGGCAUUGUUAUAUAUCUUUUUAAAAUAUAUUCAAUACACUCUUUGAAACCUG